Molecule: messenger RNA, 3887 nt
Organism: Eleginops maclovinus (Patagonian blennie)
Lineage: Eukaryota; Metazoa; Chordata; Actinopteri; Perciformes; Eleginopidae
Product: aminopeptidase N-like
Exons: 21
Coding region: 264-3158 (964 amino acids)
Biological process (GO): proteolysis; peptide catabolic process
Cellular component (GO): plasma membrane; cytoplasm
Molecular function (GO): zinc ion binding; peptide binding; metalloaminopeptidase activity
Source: RefSeq, a predicted model, not a curated record
UUGACCUGACCUGGUAUAAAUAGUUGUCCUCAACAACUUCUUCAGGACACAUCUUUACAUGAGAGAUGACUCAUUACUUGGGAGAUCUAACGUGCUGAGGCUAUGCUUUACGAUCUGACUCCUCAACGACAAAGAUGCUAAAGUGUCUGAAUCAAAAGUCAAAUAAUGGUAAUCAACCAUUAACUUUGGCCAGAAUCUAAACAGGUCAGUGCUUAAAUAGCAACCAGUUCCCCCCUCUUGUCUUCUUCUUCUCUGGUGGAGACAUGGGGAAAGGGGUUUUCCUCAGCAAAGCAUUAGCGGUCACCUGUGCGGUGGCAGCCGUCGCUGCUGCAGCAACCAUCAUCGCCCUGUCGGUGGUCUACGCUCAGGAGAAGUCCAAGAAUGAAAUGAAACCUACAUCCACCGCCAGCCCCAGCACCAGCCCCCCAAUCUCAACCACCCCCUCGGGCCCCAAAGAGCCCUGGGAUCUCUACAGACUCCCAGCAUCCCUUGCUCCCGUCUCCUACAACGUCACGCUGAGGCCCCGUCUGAAGCGCGGCACUAACGGCCUCUACAUCUUCAGCGGAGACUCUUCGGUGGUGUUCAGAUGUGUGAAGGAAACAGACCUCAUCAUCAUCCACUCCAACAAGCUGAACCUCACCAGCUUCGACGGGUUUCUCGUCAAGCUGAGGGGCCUCAAUGGAGCCACUGCGCCCGGCCUGAAGAAGACCUGGCCGGUGAUCCCCACCCAGUACCUGGUGGUGCAGCUCAGCAGCCCACUGAAGGCUGGCAGCUCAUACGAACUCUUCACCGACUUCGUUGGAGAACUAGCCGACGACCUGGGAGGAUUCUACCGGAGCGUGUACUUUGAGGACGGCGUGGAAAAAGUUCUGGCCACGACUCAGAUGCAGCCUACGGACGCCAGGAAAGCGUUCCCCUGCUUCGACGAGCCCGCGAUGAAAGCUGUCUUCCACAUGACCCUCAUUCACCCCCGGGACACCGUCGCUCUGUCCAACUCCCUCAGCUACGAACCUGUUAACGUCACUUUGGAAGGAGAGCACUGGACCAUGACCAGCUUUGAACCCACAGAGAUCAUGUCCACCUACCUGCUGGCUUUUGUCGUUUGUGAAUUCACGUUCAUCACCAAACCAGCCGGCGGCCCCAAACCAGAGACCUUGAUCAGGAUCUGGGCUCGCAGGAAGGCCAUAGAGGCGAAACAGGGAGACUACGCUCUGGAGAAGACUGGACCCAUACUGCAGUUCUUUCAGGACUACUACAAAUCUCCUUACCCCCUUAAGAAGUCAGACCAGAUCGCUCUGCCGGACUUCAGUGCGGGAGCCAUGGAGAACUGGGGUCUGAUCACCUACAGAGAGACCGCCCUGCUGUUCAACCCUGAGGUCUCAUCCAACGGGGACAAGGAGUGGGUGGCUACAGUCAUCGCCCACGAGCUCGCUCACAUGUGGUUUGGGAACUUGGUGACGACGCGCUGGUGGAACGACUUGUGGCUGAACGAGGGUUUCGCCACCUACGUCUCGUAUCUCGGAGCCAACUUCGCUGAACCCACCUGGAAAAUGACAGAUUUAAUAGUCCUGAAUGAGAUCAUUGGAGUGAUGGGUGUGGACGCCUUGGCCUCCUCCCAUCCGCUCUCAUCCAAAGAGGAGGACGUCCAGAGGCCAGAGCAGAUCAGCGAGCUGUUCGACUCCAUCACGUACAGCAAGGGUGGUGCUGUCCUCAGGAUGCUCUCAGAGUUUAUCACAGAGGACGUCUUCUCCAAAGGACUCCAGACAUACUUAGAGGAGUUCAAGUACCAGAACGCAGUCUACACAGACCUCUGGAGGCACUUGCAAAUGGCGGUCGAUAAUUCCAGCAUUGUGCUGCCAGCCUCAGUCGAGGUCAUCAUGAACCGGUGGAUCCUGCAGAUGGGCUUCCCCGUCGUCACCAUCAGCACCCAGACUGGAAAAAUUACCCAGAAGCAUUUUCUGUUGGACCCAGAAUCUGUAGUAGACCGGCCCUCAGAGUUCAAUUAUGAGUGGUUUGUUCCCGUUACCUGGAUAAAGACUGGAGCAGCUGAACAGUCGUACUGGCUUCUUAACAAAGAAGCUACAAACGCUAACCUGACUACCAGUGGUGAUGAGUGGCUCGUGGCGAACAUUGAUAUGAAGGGUUUCUACAGAGUCAACUACGACUCUCAAAACUGGGAGCGCCUCCUGGCAAAACUGAGCUCCAAACAUCAGGAUAUUCCAGUGAUUAACCGAGCUCAGAUAAUCGAUGACGCUUUUAAUCUCGCAAGAGCGCAGGUGGUGAACACCACUCUGGCUCUGAGGACCACCAUGUUCCUGGAUAAAGAGGUGGAGUACAUGCCCUGGGAGACGGCCCGGCGCAGCUUGAACUACUACUUCCUGAUGUUUGACCGCAGCGAGGUGUACGGAGCCAUGCAGGCUUACCUGAAGCAACAGGUCGAACCUCUGUUCAAUCACUUCAAAAAUAUCACUGACAACUGGAAAAACAUCCCAGAAAAGCACACCGACCAGUAUAACCAGGUGAAUGCGAUCUCCAUGGCCUGCAGCACAGGAGUGGACGGCUGCAAGGAGCUGACCACCGGCUGGUUCCAAGAGUGGAUGAAUAAUCCAGCUGUCAACAAGAUCAGUCCAAACCUGAAGUACACGGUGUACUGCAGUGCCAUCGCAGCAGGAGGAGUGAAGGAGUGGAACUUCGCUUGGUCCGCAUUUAAGAACGCCACCAUCGCCACAGAGGCGGACAAACUGAUGUCCGCUCUGGCCUGCACCAAACAGCCCUGGCUGCUCAACAGGUAUCUGGAAUAUUGCCUGGACCCCAACAAGAUCCGUAAGCAGGACGCCACCUCCACCAUCGUUUCCAUCGCCAGUAACUCCGUCGGUCAGCCUUUGGCCUGGGAUUUUGUCAGAUCCAAAUGGAGCCACAUAUUCAACGAGUAUGGUGGUGGAUCAUUUUCCUUUGGAGGAUUGAUUAAUGGAGUGACCAGACGAUUCUCCUCUGAGUUUGAGUAUAAGCAGUUGCUGCAGUUUAAAGAAGACAACGCGGGUCAGUUCGGGUCAGGCACUGCCGCUCUGGAGCAGGCGCUGGAGAGAACCAAGGCCAACAUGAACUGGGUCGCAGUGAACAAGAAACCAGUGUUGGACUGGUUCACAAAUGCCAUUUAAAACACUGUGACGUUCCUCCAGCUGGAACCUUAUGUAUAAAUGUCCUGUAGGUGAUGGAGCUUUUUAAAAUGUUAAGUUUUCAUUAGGAAUGUUUAUGGAGAGCGAGCAUUUGAUAUCUAAAUCUGGUUUUGUAUGUAAAAAGGAACGUUUGAAUAUUGUAUAUACUGUCCUCACCUUAAAGAUUUGAGAGGGAAUUCAAGAUUUUUAAUAAAGGUCACCAAACAAAAGUGUGAUCUCUUGUAUUAACUGCACUAAAAAGUAUUUUGAAUGAGGAUAUUCAGCUUUUCCUAGAGAGAAACAAAAAGAAGACAGACAUUAUUUUGGGUAACCCUCAGGAUAACAUUUAAAAUGUAUAAUCUUACAUUUUUAAUAUUUUUUAUUGUUAUCUCCCUUAUUUAAGGGCAGUCAUGUCAUACUAUUUUCAGAAUUUACUAGACUUUUUAAUUAUAUAUUUAACGGCAGUAACAUGAUAUCAUUUUCUGAAUUAACCUGACUGUUGUGGCGACACAUUGAGGGACAUGAUUCACCGUUGUGUUGCUGUGGGUGGGGAACGCGUUACGAGUGUUUCCCCACGGACCCGUUAGUGGGUGGGACUGAAGAGUUCCGGUGCUGUUCCCAUUCAUUCAUUGCUGCGUAGUAGCAGGCUGUUAAGUUGUGUCAGUGAGUGUGUGGAAUAAAUGGAUAUUAACCUGUGGAGUUCCAUAUUAAACACACUGCCUGCGACUCCCA